UUAAGUUACUUCUAGCACUGGAAAUAAACAUAUAGAAGGAAAAAUGGAUCCCUUGUUUUGCUCUUCAGAAACUAGCAACUUUCGACCUUUCACCCGUGAGUCCUUGGCAGCAAUCGAGAAAAGAAUUGCUGAGAAAAAAUCCCAGCAAGCCAAAGCUAAAAGGGAGAAUGAGGACAAAGAAGUUGACAAAAAUAAGCUUACUCCUAAGCUUGAUCUGAAAACCUGCAAAAAACUGCCAUCUCUGUAUGGGGAUCUUCCUGUGGAGCUCAUUGGGGAACCCCUGGAGGAUAUUGAUUCAUACUACAGUGAUCACAAGACUUUUAUGGUAUUAAACAAAAGUAGGAUUAUUUACCGGUUUACUGCCACAUCUGCCUUGUGUAUAAUUAGUCCUUUUAAUCCAGUCAGAAAAGCAGCAAUUAAAAUUAUGAUCCAUUCCUUAUUUACUUGCUUUAUUAUAUGUACUGUGGUACUCAAUUGUGUUUCCAUGACUGUAAAGCUUCCACAUGAACUCUACUGGACUGAAUAUAUUUUUACUGGCAUAUAUACUUGUGAAAUACUGAUAAAAGUAGUAGCAGCAGGAUUUGUUUGGAAUGAAUUUACCUUUCUUCGAGAUCCAUGGAACUGCAUGGAUUUUGUCACUACUGUCGUAAUCUAUGCUACUGUGGGCAAGGGUUCAGCUCUUCGAACUUUCAGAGUACUGAGGACUUUGAAAGCUAUUUCAGUAAUACCAGGUCUGAAAGUCAUCGUAAAUUCACUUAUUGAAUCUGUUAAGAGACUUACAGAUGUGUUGAUCUUCACUGUUUUUUGCUUGAGUGUAUUUGCUCUAAUAGGCCUUCAGCUUUUUAUGGGCAAUUUAACAUCCAAAUGUGUCCUCAAGAAUACUACUUACAAUGACACAUUAUGUAAGGAUGCUAAGAUCUAUGUACCAGAUACUGAAGAUGUCUGCGCUAGAAUGAAUAAAUCUUCUGAAAUAUUGCUCUGUGGGUUCAGUUCACAGCCUGAGAAUGAGUGUCCCCAAAACUAUACCUGUAAGAAGAUUGGGAAGAAUCCUGACUUUGGUUAUACAAGUUUUGAUCAUUUUGGCUGGGCUUUCCUUUCUUUGUUCCGUCUUAUGACACAGGAUUACUGGGAACGUCUCUACAGACAAACUAUCCGUACAUCUGGAAAGAGCUACGUUUUAUUUUUUAUGGCAGUCAUCUUUUUGUGCUCAUUUUAUCUCUUCAAUCUGAUCUUGGCUGUGGUAACUUUGGCAUAUAAAGAGCAAAAUGAAGCUCUAGAGGAAAAGGAAAAAAUACUUCAUGAUGCCUAUCAAAUUCUAAAGGAAGAACAGAUGUUGGCUGUCGGAGAAGGUAAUAGGGCCCUACAUGUUGAAUCCAAAAUGUCAGCUGCUGAGUUGAAAAAUUCAGAAGAAAAAGAAGUGAAGAAAGAAAAACCUAUUUUAAGCAAAAGUUCAAUUUUAAGUGAUCAUGACAAAGAUGGACAUAUGUUUCAGUCACAGCCUGUUCACUGCCACAAGAAGCUUAGGCAGAUACUGCUGUCCUAUGAAUUGUCAGUGGACUCUAUUAAUGAUCCUUUUCAAAGACAAAGGUUAAUGAGUGCAGCCACUAUUAUUACAGACAUGCAAAAGUCAAAAAUUACAUGCCCUUCUCAAUGGAAACAUCUUGCUCGAAAGUGUCUAAUUUGGAAUUGUUGUUCAUUCUGGAGAGCAGUCAAAGAGAAGGUGAAAAUGGUAAUUUUGGAUCCAUCUGCUGAAACCUUGAUCAUGGUUUGCAUUAUUGCAAAUACCUUUUUCAUGGCUUUGAAGCAUCCUGGUGUGAACCAUGAUUACAAAGAACUAUUUUAUAGAAGUGACUUGGUCUUCACCCUGAUUUUUACAGCAGAAAUGAUCUUGAAAAUCAUUGCUCUUGAUCCUUACAACUAUUUUCAGCAAAAAUGGAAUAUUUUUGAUAGCAUAGUUGUUAUGAUUGACCUAAUAAGCUUUGAAGAAAAUCUAUCAUAUUUCAGGCUGCUCAGGAUCUUCAAAUUGGCAAAAUUCUGGCCAGCCUUAAAUACUCUUAUGAAAAUAAUUCUAAACUCAGUUGGUGCUCUGGGUAACCUCACUCUGGUUUUGAUUGUCACUAUAUUUAUUUUUGCCGUAGUAGGAAAGCAGGUUUUAGGCCCUUAUUAUGAAAAAUAUUCUUGUAAAAUAAGCACCGAUGCACAGUUACGCUGGCAUAUGAAGGAUUUUUAUCAUUCAUUCCUGAUUAUAUUCCGAAUAUUAUGUGGAGAAUGGAUUGAAACCAUGUGGGAAUGUAUGGAAGUGGCUGGAAAAGGGCUAUGUCUUCCCAUUUUCUUGGUAGUCCUGGUCAUAGGAAACCUGGUGGUGCUCAACCUAUUCAUUGCCUUGCUGCUGAAUUCAUUCAAUACUGACUCCUCAACGGAUCAAGAGGAAUCUGGACAAAUGACCAAAAGUCAGAUUACCAUUGUGCAUAUUCGCAAGGGCCUGCAGUCUGUGAAAGACAGAAUUUUGGGUCGUUGUUGCAAAGCAAUGAAACGAAGCCUCAAAACAACAGCCAAAAAGAAGACUUUGGUGAAAAUUUCAGCCAAAGACAUAGAGGAAAAUAACUAUGCCAUGAUAGAUGUCAGAAAAGAUAUAGACAACAGCUGCUUAGACCUGGGUUAUUACAAUACUGAGAGGAAUUGCUCAGUAACAAUGAAAUAUGAAGAAUUUUUGACCAGUCAUAGUACCUGUGUUCCUAUUGCAGUACCAGAGACUUACACGGAUGAAGGUGGUGAUGAGCACAGUGUAUGCACAGAAACAGAAUACAGAAAACAGGGAGACAGGUUAAGACAUAGAAGGGAGUGCCGAAGUUCAAGUGUCUUCAGUCAGAUUUCUGGGACUUCUGAAACUUUAAGUUGUGUUUCAGAAAUACACCAAAAGAAAGAGCAAAAAGAGAAAUGUGAUGGUGGUAGCUAUUCUGAAGCCAGCACUGUGGAUCCAGUUAUUCUCCUGGAGACCUUUUCCCAGCCUCAAAACUCACACCUACCCAAGGACUGUUUUACAGGAAGUUGCGUUGAGUGUUUUCCAUGUUGUGCAUUGGAUACCACUAGGUUUCCAGGCAGAACUUGGUGGAACUUUAGAAAAACCUGUUACAGAAUUGUUAAACAUAGCUGGUUUGAACAUUUUAUAAUUUUUAUGAUAAUAUUGAGCAGCGCAGCACUGGCAUUUGAAGAUAUUCACCUACAGGAGAGACAAAAAGUGAAAAUGCUCCUAGAAUUUGCUGAUAAAAUAUUUACCUACAUCUUUUUUAUGGAGAUGCUGCUGAAAUGGGUGGCUUAUGGUUUGCACAGUUAUUUCACAAAUGCCUGGUGUUGGCUAGACUUCAUCCUUGUAUGUCUGUCAUUUGUUUCCUGGGGAUUAAGUACUACUCCUGCCUCAUCACUUUGUUCCUCUGAGAAUGCCCUGAAAUCUCUCAGGACUCUUAAAGCAUUGAGGCCUCUCCGAGCUUUGUCAAGAUUUGAAGGGAUCAAGGUUGUUGUGAAUGCACUCUUGGGAGCCAUCCCCUCAAUCUUGAAUGUUUUGCUCGUCUGUAUUGUCUUCUGGCUCCUAUUUAACAUUGCAGGAGUAAAAUUAUUUGGAAAAAAAUUUUGGAAAUGCACACUCUCAAAAGAAAGCAUCAGUUCAGUUUGGAACAGAAAUGAUUGUACUCACUUUAAUGGCAUAUGGACAAAUACUGAUGUGAACUUUGAUAAUGUUGGGAUGGGAUACUUGGCUCUCCUCCAAGUGGCAACUUUUAAAGGUUGGAUGGAUAUUAUGUAUGCAGCAGUGGAUUCUCGUCAGAUAGAUGAACAGCCAAAGUUUGAAGCGUUCCCAGCCAUGUAUAUGUAUUUUGUGAUUUUCAUUAUUUUUGGAUCUUUCUUCAUGCUGAACCUUUUCAUCGGAGUGGUUAUCAGCAAUUUCAACCAACAAAGGAAAAAGAUAAGUGGAAAAGAUAUAUUUUUGACUGAGGAACAGAAAAAGUAUUAUAAUGCCCUAAAAAAACUUGGAUCAAAGAAACCUCAAAAACUCAUCCCAAAACCAUUGAAUAUGUUCCAAGGAUUGCUGUUUGAUAUAGUAUCGCACAAAGCAUUUGAUAUUACCGUUGCAGUUUUCAUCUGUCUAAAUAUGGUCAUUAUGAUGGCAGAAAAUAACCAGGACAACGUCAAGGAUGUUCUUAAUAAGAUCAACCUGUUUUUUGUGGCAGUGUUUACUGGGGAAUGUGUCAUAAAAAUACUAGCCUUAAGACAUUACUUUUUCACCUGUGGCUGGAACAUAUUUGAUUUAGCUGUUGUGAUCCUUUCACUAGUUAGUACUGGACUUGCUGAAGGCUUUCAGACUUUGUUCUCCCCUACGCUUCUGAGAAUUUUUCGUUUGGCAAGAAUUGGCCGAAUCCUGAGAUUAAUCCGACAAGCUAGAGGAAUUCGAGCUCUGCUUUUUGCCUUACUGAUGUCUCUUCCUGCACUGUUCAACAUUGGUCUUUUGCUUUUUCUGGUUAUGUUCAUUUAUGCUGUUGUGGGCAUGACAAACUUUGCCUGCAUUGGCUGGGAAGGUGGAAUUAAUAACCUUUUCAACUUUCAAACUUUUGAUAGUAGCAUUCUCUGUCUCUUCCAAAUUACAACAUCAGCUGGCUGGGAUGGUCUUCUGGCCCCUCUGUUAAAAGAAUCUAAUUCAUGUGCUCCCAACUUAAAUUUAACAAGUGAACAGAAAAAAAGUUGCCGAAGUAGGGGGGUUGGUAUUUUUUAUUUUGUAAGCUAUGUCAUUAUAUCAUUUCUUAUUGUUGUAAAUAUGUACAUAGCUGUCAUUUUAGAAAACUUCAAUGUUGCCACUGAAGAAAGCACAGGUCUUCUUUGUGAGGAUGACUUUGAUAUGUUUUAUGAGACCUGGGGAAAAUUUGAUCCUCAGGCAACACAGUUUAUUGAAUAUUCUGCUCUUUCAGACUUUGCAGAUGCUCUGGCAGAACCCUUACGCAUUCCAAAGCCUAAUAAAAUUCAGCUCAUGUCCAUGGACCUCCCUCUAGUUAGUGGAGAUAAGAUCCACUGCUUGGAUAUCUUGCUUGCUUUCUCUAAAAGGGUUUGGGGAGAAUCUGGAGAUUUGCGUGAUCUUGAAAUGCACAUUGAAGAAAAAUUUAUGGCUGAUGAUCCAGCUAAAACUUCUUGCAAGCCAAUUACUACUACCCUUAAAAGGAAACAAGAGGAAGUAUCAGCUCGUAUUAUUCAAAAGGCCUUCAGGAGGUAUUUGGUGAAGCGCUCUUCUAAAAAGAAACCUUUCUUAUACCAUCGUAAACGCUACAACAGUGCUGUCUUUGAAGAAAGUACAUGUAAGAAAGAAAGUCUUAUUGCAUCAAUGCUUAAUAAAGAUAAUGAUAGGAAGCUAGACAAAUCAUGGACAGCGUCUUCCAUAUCUCUCCCUUUAUUUUAUGAUGGUAUUGCUGAAACAGAUAGCAAUAAUGUGGACACACAAGGUUGCCCCAGGCUGCAGCAUUUUUGACUAAAUCAGUAUCAGUUAUUUUCAGAUGGAGAAAAUAUUCAGAUGAAGCAUAAUACUUUACAUUCUGAAAAAUGCUGGCAACCUUUAAGUAUUGUGCUUGUGCUAUUUUGCAAAUGCUCCUUGAAACAAUUAAGGUUUGAACAACUAAGUCAAAUAUUAGAGGAAAAUCAAACUGGAUUUUUUUUUUUCCUCAGCUACUGGAGGAGGUGAGUUAAUUUUUACAGCAGUUGUUUUUUGUGUUACUUCAUAUUUCUGUGUGUACAG
Pezoporus flaviventris is the source of this 5770-nucleotide messenger RNA. Its product is annotated as sodium channel protein type 5 subunit alpha-like. Gene Ontology annotation, biological process: membrane depolarization during action potential; neuronal action potential; sodium ion transmembrane transport. The record is from RefSeq and is a predicted model, not a curated record. The coding region runs from base 44 to 5506 and encodes 1820 amino acids. Gene Ontology annotation, molecular function: voltage-gated sodium channel activity. The transcript has 26 exons. Gene Ontology annotation, cellular component: voltage-gated sodium channel complex; plasma membrane; axon. Lineage: Eukaryota; Metazoa; Chordata; Aves; Psittaciformes; Psittacidae.